Lactuca saligna is the source of this 981-nucleotide messenger RNA. Lineage: Eukaryota; Viridiplantae; Streptophyta; Magnoliopsida; Asterales; Asteraceae. The record is from the annotation of a GenBank genome assembly.
AUGGAAGACGUUUGGGAUUUUGAUACUAUUGAUGUUGAAGUAGACAAGGAUUUGAAGAAGCAAACCAACAGAUGCAAUGAUGCGUUCUUGAACAACUUGUGUCCCGACAUAGCUGGUGAAGAAGGUGAUGACUUUGCAAUCCCUGAAAUUGAACAUAUCGAUGACGAUGUUGACUUAAAUGAAGAUGAUGUUGUGGAGAAUGAAGAUCAAUUUGACUUAAUGCGAGAAGGAAGUGGGUCUGAUGAAGAAGUAUCAAGUGAAAGCGACCAAGAUUCUAAGCUUGAGUUCGAGUACAGCACCCACGAUCCAACAGUUAAAUGGAACAAGAUGAGACCAUUUCUGGGAGAGAGUCUUAAGCUAGUUGCUGUAUGUGCUAGUGAUCCACAAAAAUUUCAAUGUCCAUUUAAUGUUAGGGCUUCAUGGAUGAACACAGAGAGGUUGUUUCAAAUUAAGAAACUUGUUGACAAACAUAAGUGUGUUAGGAAUGACAGAAAUACCAACCUUAUGGGUCCAACAUGGUUAGGAAACCAGUUUCUGAAAGAACUGAUUAGGAAGCCCAAGUUGAAGUGUAAGGAAAUGCAGGUAAUUAUCCAAAGUAGAUUCCACUGCAAUGUGUCCUGGUCAAAGUGCUAUAGAGCAAAGUGUAGCGCCAUGUCUUUGAUAGAAGGGAGAUUGAGUGACCACUACGCUAAAGUAUGGGAUUAUGGUGGUGAGCUGUUGAGAUCAAAUCCAGGUAGUUCAAUUAAAAUUACUGUCAGUCAAAACCAGGAUAACACAACUACUUUCCAAAGAAUAUAUAUCUGUUUUAAGGCAAUAAAAGAAGGAUGGAAGGUUGGUUGUCGUAGGGUUAUUGGGCUAGAUGGUUCUUUUUUUAAAGGUCAAUGCAAGGGAGAAUUGUUAACUGCUAUAGGGAGAGAUGCAAAUAAUCAAGUGUAUCCCAUUGCCUGGGCUGUAGUUGACAUAGAGAACAAGUUAAUCUAG